AAUGAGUAGGAGCUAUACCGUCUCUCCCCCCAAGCGCGUAUAUGGCGUAUAGUGGGACGGCUUUGCUUUACGUAUUAGUACAUCUUGUUCUAGUAGUAGUGUUGGUAUUAGCUGUGGUUUGUGACGACGAUACAAAGAUGUCACUACAUUUAUUUUCUGCUUACUGUGUUCAGUUUCGAAUGGCGAUUAUGGAAGCGUGAAUUUGUAUUUGUUGCUAUUGUGAUGUUUGUUCGGAGACAAUGUUAGAAAGCAGACAUAUAACAGCAUCACUUAAGAAACACUUGUAAAGCGUGGAAAUUAUUUAAGUUCAUAUUUAUUUUGAAUAUAUUAAUAACAUUCAUAGACGUCAAGCAAUGGCGACGAGAUGGAGUAGUGAAUUUGUAGUUGCUGAACACAGAGACUUGCAGGCCAGCACUAUGGCUGUAGAUUCAAGUGGAGUUUAUGCACUGUUAGCAGGUCGUAGGUACUUGGCAAUUAAGAAUCUUGAUGAUUCUUCAGAUACCCUUCACAAAAUUCCCCGUCAUAGUAAAUAUGAAGUUGGUGCUGCCGAAUGGAAUCCCAGUUCAAUCAAUAAGGACCUCUGUGCCAUUUCUAGCAAUCAACGAGUGGAGAUACUGUCCUGGCAGUCGGGUGGAAAUUUGGUUCAUACACAGACACUUCGUUCUCAUACUCGAGCAGUUAGCGAUCUCAAUUGGCAUCGGUUUGACCCAAAUUUACUGGCUAGCUGUUCAAUAGAUACUUAUAUUCAUGUAUGGGACAUACGAGACCAGAGGAGGCCUUCAUUGUCUUUGUCUGCUGUUGCUGGUGCAACUCAAGUUCGGUGGAAUCGCUUGUCUAGGUACCUAUUAGCUACUGCACAUGAUGGAGAUAUCAAACUUUGGGACCAAAGAAAAGGAACUGCUCCAGUACAGUACAUAGCUGCUCAUUUGUCAAAAAUUCAUGGUUUGGACUGGAGCCCUACCCAUGAGAACCAACUAGCUACUUCCAGUCAAGACUGCACUGUUAAGUUCUUUGAUAUCACAAAUCCUCGCCGUGCUGAAAGCAUCCUUACAACAUCAUCACCUGUAUGGAGAGCCCGUUACACACCAUUUGGUGAAGGUUUGAUUACAGUGGUUGUGCCACAGUUGCGAAGAGGGGAAAAUAGCCUCCUGCUGUGGAAUAUUGCCAAUCAGACAGCUCCAGUUCACACGUUUGUAGGACAUACAGAUGUUGUACUGGAGUUUGAAUGGAGAAAACGCAAGGAAGAUACUUCGGACUAUGAAUUAAUAACAUGGUCAAAGGAUCAGACUCUACGAAUUUGGAGAAUAGAGCCAUUUUUACAGAAGCUGUGUGGACAUGAACGAGAUGCCAGUCGUUCUAUGGAUAUACAAGAAACCGAAGAUGCCACUGCAGUUAGAACAACCAUAGUUGUGGAACAAGCAUUGACACACCCCCUUCAAGAUUUGAGUCUAGAAAAUGAAUCAGGAAUGUCAGACAUGUCAAACAGCCUGAUACUGGAUGAGGGCACUGAUGUAAGCCUUGGAAACCCACCAGACAGGGAAGUGAAUCCUUCUCCCACUCAGCCAAAGACACUCCAGCAGGAGUUCUCACUUAUCAAUGUGAACAUGCCAAAUGUUCAGAUGGAUGUGCAGAUGGAUGCAGUCAGGCGGAGCUGUACAGUUACUGCCACAAGAAAUGCACAUGUUGUUAUCCUGCAAGUUAGUUUUCCUCCAAGUUACCCUUACAGUGCUGCUCCCACAUUCCAGUUUGCACAGGGAACAUCUGUUGAUAACAACACUAUGGCAAAAUUGCUUAAGGUACUGAAACAAACAGCACAACAAAGAGUGAGAAAAAAUAAAUCCUGUCUUGAGCCAUGUUUACGUCAACUUGUGUCAACUUUAGACCAGAUUGCUUUAAGUGAUGAAUUAGAUAACAAACCAUUCUUACGGUUACACCAUUCUCAGCCUUCUUCAUAUCUUGAGUCUUCAAAUAUAUAUGGCAGUUUCCAAGAUGCAUACAUACCAUUUCCACGAACAUCUGGAGCUAAAUUCUGCAGUGUCGGAAUAUUGGUGUGUUUUGGACGACCACCCUUUGCAAGGCGAUUGUCAACACGCUUGGAAAGUCCAACACCCCGAUCAUUGUCAGCAUUGGGUGGAAACUUAAACAGCUUUAACCUUGGUGGAUCAUCUUCUGCCAGUACUAGUCAGUAUUCUCUCAUAUAUCCACCUGUAACACAGAGUCCAACUGGGGAUCCAAAUGUGUCCAUCACAUCAUUCUACUUUCAAGAUAGGAAGCAGCCACCCCGAACCAGGUCAAGAGGUGUCCAUGGCAAUUCAAGGGGGCCUCAGAAUGCAUCCAAAACUCCAUCAAAGAAAGGUUCUCGAGCAAUCGUUACAAUAUAUGAUGCAUCAUCACUGUUCCUUAUACACAGAGAACUUGGGGAGAAAUAUGUGUUUGACUGCCAUGAUCUUCCAGGCAUGUGUCACCGCAAUUCUGCCAUAGCAGCACUAGUUGGUCGUCGUGAUUUAGUGCAGGCCUGGACUCUGGCAGCUUUAGCAGCUACUCCUUCUACAAAGCCUAUCCCAGACCAGGAUGAUGACAUACCAUGGCCACAUCAUCCCUUUGGCAAGGCCAUGGUUGAGUCAUUAAUUGCUUAUUAUGCCAAGCAGUCUGAUAUUCAGAUGGCAGCUAUGCUCUGUUGUACUUUUGGAUGUCGGUCUGAGAAUCAGGACACACUCAAGAACAAGCAGCUCAGCAAGUCAGUUAAUGUCAGUCGACUUGCAACUGGGAAGUGGUGGCUCAAGCCUGGAGGUUCUCCAUACCAUACAAUCCAUCAAGUUGAUUUGAGUCUCGAGGGCUGGAACUACCCUAUGCUCAAACAGAAUCGCUCCAAUUCAUGGUCUGAUUCAUUAGAUGAUUUCAAAUUUAUAUCAACAAUUGUUGAACAUGCAGAAGUAUAUGAUUCAGAGAGUGAGAAAAGUGUAAAGAUACUUGAAGAAAAAAAUUCACACUUAUAUGAUACAUACAAGAAAGCAUAUUCAGAAAUUCUUCACAGGUGGAACCUUUUGGAUGCACGUGCACAGGUACUGAAGUACAUGACAACACCCCCAGAAAUACACAGGGGUGUGGAGUUUUAUUCAGAGUGUCAGUAUUGCAACAGUAAAGUCAGAGGGGCAGGCUGUUUGGUCUGCAAGAGACUUAUUUUUCAGUGCUCCAUCUGCAACCUCUCAGUUCGAGGUCUGUCCAAAUUCUGCAUGGUGUGUGGUCAUGGAGGACAUUCAGAUCACAUGAUUUCAUGGUUUGAGACUGAGUCAGAGUGUCCAACAGGCUGUGGCUGUAGUUGUACGGUAGAGAUGGCUAGUAUGCUGGAAUCAUAAGGAUGUGUACGUUCCUUUCUUGGAAAGUGAAAUCCACUGAGAAUUUGUAGAUGUGAAUUUCGGUUGGAUCGUCUACUGUUUGAACAGGCUAUCACGUGUCUGACGGAAGUGUGAAGACAGUGAUGAAUCCUUAACUAAACUAGAACCUGGUGCAGUAAUGCAGUUUUUGUGCCUGGAAGGUGCAUGUUCAUUUUUAAUGAUUAGACACCUUUCUUUACAUACGUAUAAAAAUGGAAAGUAAAUUGUUCUUAUUUGCAUGUCUUUGGUGUUUAGUGCUCACACAUUA
This is a messenger RNA of Zootermopsis nevadensis, 3642 nucleotides long. It is a transcript of the gene Wdr59, whose product is annotated as WD repeat domain 59. Gene Ontology annotation, cellular component: vacuolar membrane; Seh1-associated complex. NCBI's taxonomy places the organism in Eukaryota, Metazoa, Arthropoda, Insecta, Blattodea, Termopsidae. The record is from RefSeq and is a predicted model, not a curated record. Gene Ontology annotation, biological process: cellular response to amino acid starvation; positive regulation of TORC1 signaling. Gene Ontology annotation, molecular function: signaling adaptor activity; protein binding.